Molecule: messenger RNA, 2322 nt
Organism: Microtus oregoni (creeping vole)
Lineage: Eukaryota; Metazoa; Chordata; Mammalia; Rodentia; Cricetidae
Product: sodium/hydrogen exchanger 7-like
Exons: 17
Biological process (GO): proton transmembrane transport; regulation of pH; sodium ion transport
Cellular component (GO): membrane; recycling endosome
Molecular function (GO): sodium:proton antiporter activity
Source: RefSeq, a predicted model, not a curated record
AUGGAGCCUAGUGACGCGGCGCACCCCGGUCCAGGGAGGGCUGUUUGGAAGUUGGCGCCUCGGCUGCUGCUGCUGCCACUGUUGCCAGUGCUGCUGGGUCGGGGGCUGUGGCUCGGGGCCGCGGCCUCCUCCUCUGGGGCGGCGGCUGAGGACAGCAGCGCCAUGGAGGAGCUCGCCACCGAGAAGGAGGCGGAGGAAAGCCACCGGCAGGACAGCGUGAGCCUGCUCACCUUCAUCCUGCUGCUCACCCUCACCAUCCUCACCAUCUGGCUCUUCAAGCACCGCCGGGUGCGCUUCCUGCACGAGACCGGGCUGGCCAUGAUCUAUGGGCUCAUUGUUGGAGUGAUCCUGAGGUAUGGCACCCCUGCUACCAGCGGACAUGACAAGUCACUCAGAUGUACUCAGGAAGAUAGAGCCUUUAGCACCUUAUUAGUGAAUGUCAGUGGCAAGUUCUUUGAAUACACUUUGAAAGGAGAAAUCAGCCCUGGCAAGAUCAAUAACGUGGAGCAGAAUGACAUGCUGCGGAAGGUAACAUUUGAUCCAGAGGUAUUUUUCAACAUUCUGCUGCCUCCAAUUAUUUUCCAUGCUGGAUACAGUUUAAAGAAGAGACACUUUUUCAGAAAUCUUGGAUCAAUUCUGGCCUACGCCUUCUUUGGGACAGCGGUUUCCUGCUUCAUUAUUGGAAAUCUUAUGUAUGGGGUGGUGAAACUCAUGAAGAUUGUGGGCCAGCUCACUGAUAAAUUUUACUACACGGAUUGUCUCUUUUUUGGAGCAAUUAUCUCUGCCACUGACCCAGUGACUGUGUUGGCAAUCUUUAAUGAACUGCAUGCAGAUGUGGAUCUUUAUGCUCUUCUGUUUGGAGAGAGUGUCCUGAAUGAUGCUGUUGCCAUUGUACUGUCCUCGUCUAUUGUUGCCUAUCAGCCAGCAGGACUAAAUACCCACGCUUUUGAUGCUGCUGCCUUUUUUAAGUCAGUUGGCAUUUUUCUAGGUAUAUUUAGUGGCUCUUUUACGAUGGGAGCUGUAACUGGUGUUGUGACUGCUUUAGUGACCAAGUUUACUAAGCUGCACUGCUUCCCCCUGCUGGAGACAGCGCUCUUUUUCCUGAUGUCCUGGAGCACGUUUCUUUUGGCUGAAGCCUGUGGAUUUACAGGUGUUGUAGCUGUCCUUUUCUGUGGGAUUACACAGGCUCAUUAUACAUACAACAAUCUGUCAGUAGAAUCAAGAAGUCGAAGCAAGCAGCUUUUUGAGGUGUUACACCUUCUGGCGGAGAACUUCAUCUUCUCCUAUAUGGGCCUAGCACUGUUCACCUUCCAGAAGCAUGUUUUCAGCCCCAUUUUCAUCAUUGGUGCUUUUGUUGCCAUCUUCCUGGGCAGAGCUGCGCAUAUCUACCCUCUCUCCUUCUUCCUCAACCUGGGCAGAAGGCACAAGAUUGGUUGGAAUUUUCAACACAUGGUGAUGUUUUCAGGCCUGAGGGGAGCAAUGGCAUUUGCACUUGCUAUCCGUGACACGACAUCCUAUGCCCGCCAGAUGAUGUUCACAACCACGCUGCUUAUUGUCUUCUUCACUGUAUGAGUCAUCGGUGGAGGCACCACGCCAAUGCUGUCAUGGCUCAAUAUAAGAGUUGGUGUGGAAGAGCUCUCCGAAGAGGACUGGAAUGAACAUCGCUGGCAGUACUUCAGAGUUGGUGUUGACCCAGAUCAAGACCCGCCACCUAACAAUGACAGCUUUCAAGUCUUACAAGGGGAUGGCCUGGAUUCUGCUGGAGGAAGCCGGACAAAGCAGGAGAGUGCAUGGAUAUUCAGGCUGUGGUAUAGCUUUGAUCACAAUUACUUGAAGCCCAUCCUCACCCACAGUGGCCCCCCGCUAAGCACCACUCUCCCAGCCUGGCUAGCUCGAUGUCUGACCAGUCCCCAGGUGUAUGACAAUCAAGAGCCGCUGAGAGAAGAUGACUCUGAUUUCAUCCUGACGGAGGGUGACCUCACUUUGACCUACGGAGACAGCACUGUGACAGCAAAUGGCUCCUCGAGCUCCUACACAGCCUCCACAAGUCUCGAGGGUGGUCGGAGAACAAAAAGCAGCUCGGAGGAAGUGUUUGAACGAGACCUGGGAAUGGGAGAUCACAAGGUUUCCAGUCGGGGUACCCCCCUUGUGUUUCCACUACAGGAAAAUGCAUGACUUCACCCUAAGUCCUGAAGGAUCAGGGAGGCUCUCAUGAGGAUGAGGAUGAGGAUGGCCGAAUGCCCCAGUGUGUUUGAGGUGUGACAUUGACUGGCUUAAACUAAUGCUUCUAUUUCAUUGGGCCCUGAAACUAUCAUCACUUAA